CGCCCGUGGGAGGGCCUUGAGUCCCUUGAGGCUCGGAGACACACGCGGUUCAAUGCUAUGGUGAGUUUCGUACGUCACACAGCGGCACGUUGCCUCCAGCCAAUGUGCUUUCCUUCCACUAAAACAGGCAAUAUCGCAGACCCACCGUCUGUGCCCUCCCGGUCCAAUCACAGUCCACACUAUAUUCCCAUGGGUGUGCCAGCUGGUGCCAGCCCUCGACAACUAUUUCACUCUCCUUAUAUACCCGCAAACAUCCCCAGGCUAAAAACGCCAUUCCACACCAUCGACUUUUUGUAACACCAUUACUUGCCUUCUUCUCUGUCUUCAUAAGCAACAAACACCAUUUUGACCCUUUCCCAGCUUUGUAUUAACAAGUCAAAGCCCUUUCAACAAAGUCACAUCUACAUCUACGAUCCCAACAUCUACAUUUCAAUAUCCAACACAAUGUCGAGAAGCGACGCUCCUGACGCACUGUUUCUCAACCCACCUCACUCGCACGACCCAAGCAAUGUUUCUCACGUCGCCGCAUUGCCAAUAUCAAUGCUAUCACAACUACCUCAACCUAUUCAAGAGAAACUAUGGGACUUGCAAGAGUCUACUUCAAUCGUCUACGCCUCAUACAUCAGACUACAGACGCUGCUGGAUGAGCGCUUCGAUCGUCUUGUUGAGAUGCCAUUUGGCAAAGGCUCAGCUGACAGCUACUCUGAAGGAGCAUUCUUCAACUACGUAAAUCAUCUUGCGGCUGAACGUCAGUAUCUGCUCGAAGAUGCUCACCCAGACUGGAAACACAAAGCAACCCGAUCAGGCCUACGACAAUACGGUGACCUGAUGGUGACGUUCCGGGGCAAGGAGAUGACGGUGAAUGAGUGGUUCUCUCAAUUGCAAACGGCGGAAACGUUCUGGAUUCAAGCGGCCAAGGAAAUGGAGGUACCCGAUUUCGAGUCGACCAUCCUGGAGUUUCAGUCUCAGACCACCACCCCGAUCAGUGAGAGUUCAGACGAUGCCGAUUCAAACUUUGGUGGAGAUGCGGUUCCGACCGGAAGAAAGGCGGUUGACUCUGAGCGACUCGGGUUUGGAGUGUCGAAAGCGCUCGAGGAUUUCUGAUCGCCGUGAGUGGGAGACACUCACACCAUCAUGGCUUGGCCUAUCACGACACGAGACGUGGCUAUAUUACACGACAACCAACAUUUUUCUGUCACACAAGACUAGAAUGUGGUGUGUUUUUCUCAUCAUAG
Molecule: messenger RNA, 1235 nt
Organism: Exophiala viscosa
Lineage: Eukaryota; Fungi; Ascomycota; Eurotiomycetes; Chaetothyriales; Herpotrichiellaceae
Exons: 2
Coding region: 445-1104 (219 amino acids)
Source: RefSeq, a predicted model, not a curated record